Molecule: messenger RNA, 1251 nt
Organism: Trichoplax adhaerens
Lineage: Eukaryota; Metazoa; Placozoa; Uniplacotomia; Trichoplacea; Trichoplacidae
Exons: 11
Coding region: 1-1251 (416 amino acids)
Molecular function (GO): protein binding
Source: RefSeq, a predicted model, not a curated record
AUGUGGUAUACUGGAACAAUUUCUCAAGCAGUCGCUUAUGCUAAAAUGAAGCGAUAUAUCUUUAUGAUCUACAUGCAUGGGUCAAACCAAGCUUCAAAGGAAAUGGAGAAAACAUGGGAAGAAGAAGAUGUACAAAUGUUGUCGAAAGAGCACUUCGUUUCAUGCCGAUUUGAUGUCAACAGCAAAGAAGGAAAGCAAUUCAGCCAAAUAUGUAUCCUUUUCUUUCUUGUCUUCAAGAUUAAAACGAUAAUCCUACAUUGUUUGCAUAUAUCAGAUCCCGUUUUGCACGUACCAUCUACAUACUUCGUAGGUCAAAAUGGAAUGCCAAUUGAAAUUUUAGCUGGAAAUAUCCAGCCAAGCCAAUUUUUAGUUAGAGCUAAUGAAGCCAUCCAAGUUCAUCAACAACACUUAGCAUCAAUUGAGGCUGCUGGUGGAUCAGUAAAUCAGCCUGCAGGAUAUAAUCAGACUAAAUACGAAGAACCUCCGCCAGCUGCACAAGCCGGCUUCUUCGGUUUAGGACGCAAGCCGGCCAGUAAACCAGAGCAACCGGUUGACCAAAAAAUAAAGCGAGAAAGAGAAGCUGCUGAAGAAAAGCGUAGAAUGUUGAUGGAAAGACAAAAAGCUGAAGAAGAAGCGGCUAAUAUGCCAAUGGUAGAUACCGGUGGCUUUACGACUGAAGAUCACACCAAUGAGACCUGUAAAAUACAGUUUAGAUUUCCGGAUGGAUCUUCAAUGAAUCGAGAAUUUCACUCCCACGAGUUGCUUGAGGAUGUCGUUGCACAUGUUGCACAGUAUGUUGGACCAGACUUUGGACCCUUUACUUUGGCUACUCUACAUCCUCGAAAACAACUCACUGACGAUUAUUAUUUGGAAUCAUUAGAAUCGUUGCAUCUAGUUCCUAGCGCUGUCUUGAUGGUGUUACCGGGAAGUUCGGAAGAGUAUGAGCAAGCGUCAUGGAAGGAUGAUUUAAGAGAUUUUUUGUGGUGGCUGUUAACUCCAUUUAUCGUGUUAUAUCGACUAAUAUUAAGUUUAAUUCAAAAUUCCAACAAAAAAUCGAAGCAACCACGACGUACUCUUCCAGCUGCUCACGAUGCCGGUCCAAUAUCGAAUCAACCAGGAAAUGUUAGGUACCGCGGUGGUGGCAUGCUCAAAGGUUUGAUCAAGAUUACCCCCAUCGUGACGAAUACAAUUCGAAUUUUCACCAACAGUGAUUAUGACCAUGAUACACUUAUAGAAGGCACGGAAGACUGA